AUGGCUCAAACGAGUCUCAACUCUUUGACCAUGGAGCUUGGUAUGCUGAAGCGACAGGCUAUCAAUGCCGAAAUUUACCUGGAAUGCUUGAACAAGCUUGUGGAACCGCUCGCUGUUGUUCAAGGGCCUAUGGGUCUACGGACCUGGCUCAGCGAAAUACAACAUUUUAUGGGCUUGAUGAAGCAAAGGUCUUUCCAAGGUUUUCCACUAUCGCCCCGAGAGCGACAGGUUGUCCAGUGGUACUCUACCAAGUGGAGAGAGCUUCGUGGAGGGCCUUGUGAUAUGGGACGACCUGAAGCACAAAUCGUUCUCAUCUCUCUCAACGAGCUCUGCAGAGUUUAG
Molecule: messenger RNA, 342 nt
Organism: Cryptococcus amylolentus CBS 6039
Lineage: Eukaryota; Fungi; Basidiomycota; Tremellomycetes; Tremellales; Cryptococcaceae
Exons: 4
Coding region: 1-342 (113 amino acids)
Source: RefSeq, a predicted model, not a curated record